AUGAUUUAUUGUAACGAAGACGAGACACAGCAACACCUGCUCAUGGACUGUUACAGAGCUCAGGAGGUCUGGUCCAUGCUCCAAGGCCUCGGCCUGGCUCAUGAAUCUUUAAAAAAAAAAAAAAGCAAAGGAGGAAAAGGACUCGGUAAAGGAGGCGCAAAGCGUCACCGUAAAGUCCUCCGUGAUAACAUCCAGGGAAUCACCAAGCCCGCUAUCCGCCGUCUGGCUCGCCGUGGUGGAGUGAAGCGUAUCUCCGGUCUGAUCUACGAGGAGACCCGCGGUGUGUUGAAGGUGUUCCUGGAGAAUGUGAUCCGUGAUGCCGUCACCUACACCGAGCACGCCAAGAGGAAGACCGUGACCGCCAUGGAUGUGGUGUAUGCUCUGAAGAGACAGGGACGCACUCUGUACGGCUUCGGUGGAUAAACACACUCUGUUGCUUUAUCAACACUAAAGGCCCUUUUAAGGGCCAACCCA
Messenger RNA from Sebastes umbrosus (honeycomb rockfish), 474 nucleotides. Its product is annotated as histone H4-like. Gene Ontology annotation, molecular function: structural constituent of chromatin; protein heterodimerization activity; DNA binding. Bases 1 to 423 code for a protein of 140 amino acids. Gene Ontology annotation, cellular component: nucleosome. NCBI's taxonomy places the organism in Eukaryota, Metazoa, Chordata, Actinopteri, Perciformes, Sebastidae. The record is from RefSeq and is a predicted model, not a curated record. Gene Ontology annotation, biological process: nucleosome assembly. The transcript has 2 exons.